ACAAGCAACUACUGGGGAUUUUCUUCCAACUGUCAGCUAACGCAUGUAAAACUUACUGCACACCUGCAGAACGGAACAAUGUCCUCCGGAGGUCCAAGUGGCGACUCCAGAUCGAAACUUAAUCAGGAAAACAUCAAAUUAAAGCAGGAUCUUGAAGAUUUGAAGUCUCAAUAUCAGCAGCUGCUUAAUGAAGGCAGCGGAGAGAAGUAUGAUGAGAAGCGGGUGAAUUUAUUAAAGGCGCAAGUGAUGCAGCUAGAAAGACAGGUAAUACUUCUUGCAGAGGGGCUAAGUUCUCAAGCAUCACGAAAUCUGGAAGUUGAAAACUUACUACAGUCAUUCAAUGACAAGAUAAGUUUACUAAUAAGUCAUGAGAAUCAGUCCACAGAAAUUGCUGUGUCACGUUCUGAACUGAAAGAGUUGUCGGACUUGUGUGGCAAAAUCAGGCAGAGAUUACACAGGAACAACAAGGUAGCUAACUUAGAAAACUUGUCGAUGCCCUGGCUAAUUCCUGGGAAAGAUUUUACUAAACAGGAAGUGACCUUGUUGGAGCUUUGCUAUGGGAAAGUGAACAACUUGAAUCUGCAAAAAGUUAGUGCCUUGGAAUCAAAGCUCACCCGACUGUAUGGACAGCUGUGUGGAAUGAAGGAAACUGUGAGUUUUUUACUUGCACCUGGACCAGACCCUCCGGAACAAGCCAGACACGUCCUGAUGCCUUCGGCAUAUGCCAGAUUGCUCAACCAGCUGAACUGCUGCAGCAAGGCGCUAGAGGACUCCUGCUUAGAUCUUUUAACUUUAUCUCUUAUAGUCCCCUCUGCCCCUUGGGCAAGAACAGAGCAGCAGGUGAUCCAGGAAUUGACUGUGGAGAGUGUGCUUUCAGUGCUGCCUGCUGUCCCCAAAGGAGCCCCUCAACAGCGGGCAAAAAGAGCUGCCGAGGCACUGGUUAAAACUGCAAAUUAUUCCCGGCUGAUGGCAUUGCAGCAGGUGCAAGCAUUAGAAGCUGAGCUCGAGUUCCACAGAAGCAUGUACAGCUUCCAAAUCAAAUAUACUGAAGAUCUAAUCCAAGGCAUUCGAAAGGCCUAUAGGACUUUUCAGAAAGAUGUAGCUGAGACUCUUUGUUCGCCAUUAGAAGAUGUACUUUUGUCAUAUUCUAGUCUGAAAAUAACAACUUCAGAAUCUGCACUUCGAGACUUUCUAACAGCUUUUAAAAAUCGAUCAGAACAAAUCCAGGACGCAGUGGAAGCCCUAAAGCCAUCAAAUAAUGAAGGUGAUGAAGCUCUUUCUAAGUUUGGUAAGCAGUUCUUCAGUUCUCUAGAGCAACUGCUUAAGGAAUGUUCUGAACAGAGGGACAGAGCAUCUUGGGAACUGCAAACAUUAAAGGCAGAGUACGACCAAGCCUGUGAAAACCUUUCUGCUCUAACAAAGGAACGUAAGGAGAGAAGCACUGAUUCUAGCCAUCAUUCCCAAAAAUCAGAGGCUGGAAGUACCGAAGGAGGGGAAGGUGAUAAUCCCACUGCAGUUGAAAAGCCUACAUUAGUAACAACGUCUGCUGGGAGAGAAAGCAUGCCUAAAACUAAGCUGAGCACACUCAGGAUGGCAAAAUUUAUGGACACCAAAGCUCCAGUUUCUGACGACGGCACACUUGGAGAAAGAAAGGUUACACAAGGGCUAUCCCAUCUGAGCAGAGGAAAAAGCCCACACAGGAGCAAAAGUAUGAAGAAUAUUGUGAGACCACCUUGGCAAACCUAAGUACAAGUAUCCUCUUGUUGGAGGAAGAGAGUUUUGCCAUGACCCGUCUUUAAACUAAUAAUUUCUUCAGAUUUUUAUACUUAAACUGAGUUCUUAAUUAUAAUAGCAUUUUGAUGGAACAUUUCAAUCGUUAGAAUGCUGGAGUUUCCAAAGCAGUUGAGCCUCACUUAGUACUGUUGGUAUGAUGUCAUUCAGAGUAUAUGCCUUUUUAAAUUAGCUCCUCCGGCGUCAGCAUACUGACAAGUUUUUAAUUUCUUUUUGAAAAUUCUUAAAUUGCAGUUCACUUGAACAAUUAAGGGCAAUCCAUUUUGGUACUUUUACCCAUUUGCAGUGAAAGAUGUUUCAUUUAUGGGCUACUCCAUCUAGGGACUAUCUAAGUGAUAACUUGACAAUUUGGUAAAAGAACUAAACAAUAUUUUACACUUUGUUUUUUACUUUCUCAACCUGAUCAUGCCAUCCCAAUAUUUAGCUAUGAAAUGUGUUUACCUCAGAGAUGUUUAUUUUACAUUUCUUCAUAGUGGGCCAUCAUGAUUGUAAUAAUCAUACAAAGGUUUAAUUUAAAGCACCUCAAUAUUAUAUUGCAUAUAUAAUAUUAUGCAAAUAUGUUCUUAAAGUAGCCCGUAACCUAUGUGUGGUUUUAUCAGUGUGAAUUGAUUAACUUGAAGGUGUGUUUGUAUGAUAAUUUAAAUAAGGUAAGUGCUUUCAAAAUGGUAAGACUGCACUUUCAUAUACAACAUUGAUGUGUGUGUGUGUUUUGCUAAAAUUGUGUGUUCAUGUAAACCAUUAAAUAGA
Polypterus senegalus (gray bichir) is the source of this 2538-nucleotide messenger RNA. RefSeq lists its product as uncharacterized. The transcript is spliced from 11 exons. Lineage: Eukaryota; Metazoa; Chordata; Cladistia; Polypteriformes; Polypteridae. Bases 79 to 1746 code for a protein of 555 amino acids. The record is from RefSeq and is a predicted model, not a curated record.